UCACCUGGCACAUGGCACGUCAUAUGGUCGUACAUAACCUAUUAUCUCGCUCUCCCACGUCUCAAUACACGCGUAUAUUUCGUCGUAUACUUGUAGAACAAUAACAUUUAUAGAAUCGCUGCUUUCGAUUGAUGUGACAGUGAAAUGGUUUACAGACGCAAGAAGCAUCACAAAGAAAACCUACACAUAAAGAAGGCUCACAGGACAAAAAGACGCACGAAGGAUCUCGAUGAGAUCGACGCGGAUUUGAAGGAGGAAAAUGCGAUAAAGUUAAUAAACCAAGAGGUGGACUUCGACAAGCCAGGAGCGGCCCAGAAUUACUGCAUUCAUUGCGCACGGUAUUUCGUCGAUCAAAAAGCUCUGCACGACCAUUUUAAAACGAAAGUGCACAAGCGACGACUAAAAGCACUGGAGGAAGAGCCGUACACUGUCGAAGAUUCAGAGAGAGCUGCGGGAAAAGGUAACUUUGUGCAACCGAAGAAACGCAAGAUUGAAACCAUAGCCAGUGAAGAGGACAUCAACAAAGAAGCUAAAGUUAUGAAAGUUGACGAUGAGGCUGAAUAGAUGUUUAUGAAUAUAAGUUAUUGAUAAAUAUAUAUUGUAUUUAUUUUUGAUAAGUGCAAAAUGGCAAGUUUUGCAGUGAAACACUUUUGGGCUAGAAAUCAGUUGGGCUUGAAAGUAUUGAAGCCUGUUAUUUUGCCAAAGACUCUGGCAAAUCAAAGAUCUUACACGUCUGCCUUGUAUGUUCCUGGCAACAAAGCUUACAAGAGUUUUGCGUACUUGUUGCCUGAAAUAGACUUUGACAAUCGUGUUGCUGAUAUAGAAAAACUUCAGAGGGAACUCAGUCUGCGAGGCUCAGCAAUCGAUGCAAAGGAUUUGCAAAAAUCAUGGGAGUACUACCAAUAUGUUCAUUCAAACAAGGAGACACUAGAGCAAAAGCACGCCGAACUAACUAAUCGUAUAAAAGAAAUCUAUCAAAAGAAAGAUCUCUCUGCUGAAGAUAAAAAUGAAAUAGAAGCUCUCAUAACUAAAAUUAGACUCAUAAAGCAAGAUAUAAAGGUAGUUAGAGAAGCUAUUUGGGAUCUUCAGGAAACUGUCAUCCCAGAGGUUUUAAAAUUGCCUAAUGAAAUUGAUCCGCACACUCCAUCUGAUGCUGCAAUUGUUGUUAAAAGCAUAGGUGAAAAACGAGAUGUACCCGAGGACAAAAGACAGAGUCAUCUAGACAUUGGAAGACACUUAGGUUUAUUGGAGUACAAGAAUCCAAUUCAAUGUUAUCUGUGCAACGAGGCAGUAGUCUUUGAACUAGGAGCCUCAGCUGUAGCAAGUAGAAUCCUCAACGAAAGUGGUGCUACACGAGUAGCCGGUCCAGAUUUUGCUAGGAGUCUCGUUGUUGAAGGAGCUGGCAUGGAUCACGAAAGUCCCAUGGAAACUUUCAUCCUGCAAAAUAUGGAUGACAUUGAGAAAGACUAUUUAAUAAACAGAUUGCAUUUGGUCGGUGGUGCAAGUCUUCCAGCACUGCUUGCCAUGUACACAAAACAAGCCAUAAAACUGAAUAGCUUCCCACUUAAAGUUUUCACCACCGGAAGACAGUACACACCCUUUCCAAGCAGUCCAGCAUCUUACGGACUGUUCUCAGUCUGUCAAUCGUCAGCCAUACAAGCGCUUACACUCGUUCCCAAAAAAGACAACGAUAACCACAAAAGCGAGUUGGAAAACCUGGUGGAAACAGCUUCGAAGAUUUACGACGAGCUAGACUGCCAUUACAGAAUCGUGCUCAGAUCCGCCAAAGAACUGCGCACAGCGGAGAGCAUGAGAGUUUCCUUCGAAAUGUGGUCUGCCCACUCGAACCAGUACAUAGAAGUUGGACACGUUUCAGCCUGCGGUGACUACUUCAGCAAGAGACUGUCGUUCGCUUAUCAGACAUCCAAAAGCCACGUGGGCUUCCCAGCCACCAUCACGGGAACUCUGCUGUCGGUCCCAAGAGUACUGGGCUGCCUACUAGAGGAGAAUCCAGAUAAGUUCGUUCUACCAGACAAAGCUGCAGAGUUCUUACACUGAACGUAAAAAAAAAUCUCUUUAGUUACAUCGACAAAAUGUAAAUAUACGCCACUGUUUUACAAUAAAAGGAAAGAAAAAUAUCUCAUACCAAA
Molecule: messenger RNA, 2150 nt
Organism: Nasonia vitripennis (jewel wasp)
Lineage: Eukaryota; Metazoa; Arthropoda; Insecta; Hymenoptera; Pteromalidae
Gene: Slimp
Product: serine--tRNA synthetase-like protein Slimp
Exons: 3
Coding region: 625-2058 (477 amino acids)
Biological process (GO): seryl-tRNA aminoacylation
Cellular component (GO): mitochondrion
Molecular function (GO): tRNA binding; ATP binding; serine-tRNA ligase activity
Source: RefSeq, a predicted model, not a curated record